Athalia rosae (coleseed sawfly) is the source of this 2545-nucleotide messenger RNA. RefSeq names its product soluble guanylate cyclase 89Da-like. Gene Ontology annotation, biological process: nitric oxide-cGMP-mediated signaling; cGMP biosynthetic process; response to oxygen levels. Gene Ontology annotation, cellular component: guanylate cyclase complex, soluble. The record is from RefSeq and is a predicted model, not a curated record. Gene Ontology annotation, molecular function: heme binding; oxygen sensor activity; guanylate cyclase activity. Lineage: Eukaryota; Metazoa; Arthropoda; Insecta; Hymenoptera; Athaliidae. The transcript has 13 exons. The coding region runs from base 411 to 2312 and encodes 633 amino acids.
GGCGUCUAAACUUCCGCGUGAGGCCGACCCGCGUGAACCUCCCUCUCCUCGGUAGUUCUUUAAAUCGCCGGACUUCAUCACUAUACUAACUUCUAUAAACACUAGGCAUACCAUUGACCCAAAGGCACAAAGUCUUGAGCUAUCCUGUCACGAUGUCAAGCGCGUUCUCGAUAUUCGAUCACUCGUUGUUGUCGGUUCAAGACACUCAUUAGAUCUUCAUGGUAAUCGGUCUAUUUGUGAUCGUCGGUACAAACAGUUCACAAAGAACGACGCGAUUCAUCGUUACAAUUAUACAGAUCCGUGACUUGUGUCUGUCGUGUAGAUCGCAGAUCAAUCCUCUGAUGCGUUUCAUGCACAAUUCAUAAUUCCAAAUGCAGAAAAGUGAAGAAUAAAACACACAAGAAUAUAACAUGUACGGAAUGCUUUUGGAGAGUGUUCAGCACUUCGUUCAGUUGGAAUACGGCGAGGAGGUGUGGAACCACAUCGUCGAAGCUGCAGGCGCCACGCACUCCGUAUUCAAUACCCGUCAAAUUUAUCCAGACAAUUUAAUGACGGAUUUAGCGGCGGCUCUCGCCGUCUACAAUGCACAACCUGUGGAAGAAGUGAUGUAUUUUUUUGGAAAAUGCUUCGUAAGGUUUUUCAGCAAUCUUGGGUACGAUUGCACGAUAAGAGCGACCGGUCGUUAUUUUUGCGACUUUCUUCAGAGCGUGGAUAAUAUUCAUAUGCAGAUGCGAUUUACUUACCCAAAAAUGAAGAGUCCUUCGAUGUACAUCACUCACGAAGAUCCCCAGGGUGUUGUUCUAGUUUACAGGAGUACCAGACAGGGAUUCACUCAUUACUUUAUGGGUCAGUUGUUUCAGAUAGCGGAAGAUGUUUAUCAAACCAAACUCAACAUCACCGUACUAGAAAGUUUGACGACGAUUCCUGGAUCUCGUAAUGUCCUCGUUAAAUUUCGCAUCAACUUUGACAAUCGUGCAUACAUAGCCUCUCAUCAGAAAAAAAACGUCCCGAUGGGUCGUCAAUUACCCCCAAUCCCUUGCACGAUUCUUCUUCGGCUAUUCCCUUUCGGAGUUCUGCUAAACAAAAACAUGUGCAUAAUCGGCGCAGGUGAAAAACUCCUACAAGCUUGGGGAGGAAAAACCAGCGUGCUCAAUACGUCGGUUACAGAACUCUUCAAACUGAGAAGACCGAAGGGAAUCGUCUUCAAUUGGGCCAAUGUAAUUUACUUGCGCUCCGUAUUGUUCGAGUUGGAACUGAUUCGCUCAGCUGAAACACAGUUCAAAGGACCCGUUUCGCCCACAUUGAGCGAAUCAGCGAGUACCAGCACUGGUUUGGGUCGAAGAGGUAGCCAGGGAGCACGCAGUAUCCUUCUGAAAGGACAAAUGCGACACAUAGAAGAAAUCAAAGCGAUCAUUUUCCUCUGCAGUCCACUGAUCAACAGUUUGGACGAACUGCCGAACAUGGGAUUAUUCUUGAACGACCUGAAUCCUCACGGAAUGGGUCAGGAAAUGGUAUUAGCUGGCUGGCAGCACUGUGGGAGACUUGAGAUGAUGUUCGAAAGAGCGGAACAAAGGUCGGAAGAACUUCAGAUCAGUUACACGCUCCUCGAUCGAUGGAAAAACAAAAGCGACGAGUUACUCUAUUCCAUGAUACCUCGGACGGUUGCCGAUCGACUGAGAGCUGGGGCGAGUCCACUUAGCACUUGCGAGUCCUUCGACUCGAUAUCCAUUUUAUUCUGCGAGCUUUGCGACAUUGAGUAUUCCACGAUCGAGGAAGUUAUGAAGGUCGUGUCAUCCAUGAACGCGGUGUUUUCUUGUUUCGACGCAUUGAUGGACGACUUCAACGUCUAUAAGGUGGAAACCGUCGGGCGCGUUUACAUGGCGGCUAGUGGAGCUCCCGACAGGACGGAGGACCACGCCAGAAACGUCGCUGACGUUGCACUCGAGCUAAUAUCACGCGUGCGUUCCCUGAAGUUGCCAUCCGGUAUUGACAUCCAGAUUCGAAUAGGUAUUGCCUCGGGUCCCGCCGUCGCCGGAGUUGUCGGCAUCAAGGUCCCCAGAUAUUGCUUUUUUGGAGACACGGUCAACACGGCAGCCAGAAUGCAAACAACUAGCGAACCAGGGAAGGUGCACAUCUCACCGCGCACAAAAGAAUUGCUACCAUCGGAACGUUAUAAAACUGAAUCCAGAGGCAACGUGUGGGUGAAAGGCAAAGGAGAGAUGGAGACAUUUUGGCUUGUAGAAAUAAUAGAUUCACCAGAUUCGAUGAACGAGGAUACAAAUACCGGUGGCGUUUUAGUCACAAGUGUAUAAUAAACCGGUCCAAAGCCACACAUCGAAUUCCGUAACAUUGCAGAACUUGCUUUCUGGGAGACUGUACAAAUAGUAAAAUUCAAUGUAUUGUAUAUAAGUAGAAACUGUACUAAUAAAUUGUCAUUUCAGGCCUAACUCGUGAAUUUACUCAGGAUUCCCGCGAGAAUCAGGAUUACAAUAUCGAUUUCAAUUGAGCUUUGUUUCAGGAUUCACGUUAAUUCGAAAAGCUGGGU